This is a messenger RNA of Rotaria sp. Silwood2, 1434 nucleotides long. NCBI's taxonomy places the organism in Eukaryota, Metazoa, Rotifera, Eurotatoria, Philodinida, Philodinidae. The record is from the annotation of a GenBank genome assembly.
AUGGCUCUUCAAGAGAACUACACGCAAACUGACAAAUCUAUCAUUCAAACUCGUCGAUUCUAUGAUGUGACACUCAAACACGCUCUUCAGUUUAUUGCCCAUUUACUAUUACCGCUGAUGUUAGGCAUAUUCACUGUUGCCAUGACUAUUAAUCAACAGAAUAUGGCCAGAGAGCAACGUGCUGAAGACCAGAAAAUAGCCGAACUGCAGCGUGAUCUAGAGAGAAAGUUGAAUGAUGAACGCUAUCAAAAUGACAUUCGUGAUGCAUAUAUUAAGGAGAUGGGUGAAUUGUUAAAAGAAAACAAUGGUUCACUCAUGUCUAAUCCAGUCACAGCUGCUAUUGCUCGAGGCAAAACUCUUAAUAUCUUUCGAGAACUAGAUUCACAACGCAAGGCUCGUAUCAUUCAGUUUCUCGUUGAAACUAAGCAACUGAGCGAAGCUCAGAAACAACGUCCUUUGGAUCUGUCAACAGCAGAGCUUCAUAAUAUCGACUUUCGCCAUUCAGCAGUUAAUAAAAAAGUACUGAGCAAUAUAGCAUUGAGUGGUGUCUUUCUACGUAAUGCUACUUUCAUGCGUAUGGAGUUGGGACAUGCUACAUUUUCCGAAAGUCAACUAGAUGAUGUCAACUUUUCGUUGGCUCGCCUCACCAGUGUCAAAUUUUCGUCCGCUCAACUUCGCCAGGUUGAUUUCUCAUUUGCUCGGCUUAACUAUGCCAACUUUUUAUCCGCUCAACUCGACAGUGUCAAUUUUACGUCUGCUGUACUAACUUCAACUGAUUUUCGCUAUGCACAACUAUCCCGUACGUCGUUUGAACAAACGAGUUGCACAGCAGCCCGUUUUGAUCAUGCUAAUUUGUCAAAUGCCACAUUUCGGUAUGCUGAUGCUAAGGGUGCUUCUUUUAUUAGGAUUGACUUGAUCAACGUUGAUUUUUCUCAUGCCAACUUAUACAAGGCUGAUUUUACUGGCAGUAAUAUAACAGAUUCUCAGUUGCGACGUGCACUUUCGGUUCAAGACGCUAAAUUACCUAAUGGAACACUUGCUCGUGAUUCGAAUUUAAUCAACAACGGCCAAGCUAACUGUAAUGUUUCUGUUGUCGGUAGUUGGAAAGUGGAAAUUGGUAAUGUCACUGCAGUGAUGGUUGACGAGAACACUACUAACUGAACAAAAGAUCCUGCUUCUGCACCACAUCGUCAUACUGCUGUACAUUUAUUUGAAUGGAAAUGGAAAGAUAUUGCUGAUGAAUGCAUCAGAUUUCUUGGACCCUAUGGUUACGCAGCUAUUCAGGUUUCACCGGCUAGUGAACAUGCCGUUUUCAGUAAUCACCCAUGGUGGCAACGUUAUCAACCUGUAAGCUACAAGCUCGAGUCACGCAGUGGUAAUGAAACCGAAUUUAAAGAUAUGGUCACAAUAUGUAAUAGUGCUAGUGUCCGGUAA